ACAUUUGUUCUGGACGGGGAGGCUUCGCCGAUGUCGACUGGCUGUAUGUCGUAACACUUUGUACUUGCCUUUAAAUCGGAUAUAAAAUCUUGAAGAGUAUUUUUUUUCUUUUAAACGAGCAGGCGAAAAUCUAUUUUGGUUUGCAUUCUACCGAUGAUUUAGUAAAGUUUAAUAAAGUGGAUUUGUUUUAGAAGGAAAUAAGAGCCGUUGGAACCGUUUGUGGAUGCGUGCACACUCGGUCUGAAUAAGCACUCAAGAUCACAGCUGCAGGCCAUUUACUGAUGGGUACAUACUGUGAGGCUACACACCAAACGACCUGUGAUUUAUUGAGAAAAGGUUCAAACUGUGAAAGAAUGAAGACAAGUUAGAUAUUUUUGUCUCUGUUAAACCUUUGGCUGUAGUUUUUGUUGGAAUCAGCAAAUGAGUACUUGGACUAAACACAUAACCAGAGAAACCUGAAAACUAAUAUAACAAAUUGAAGCUUAUCUUUGAGAAAAACACAUUGAACCAAAGUGAUCAAUAUGAGUGCCGAAGGAUAUCAGUACAGAGCGCUUUAUGACUACAAAAAGGAGAGAGAGGAGGACAUUGAUCUGCAUGUGGGGGAUAUACUUUUGGUAAGCAAAGGAACUCUGGUGGCUCUUGGGUACACUGAUGGUCUAGAGCAGCGGCCAGAUGACAUUGGCUGGCUACCAGGCUUUAAUGAAACCACUCAGGAAAAAGGGGACUUCCCUGGGACAUAUGUUGAGUACAUUGGGAAGAAAUGGAUCUCUCCCCCUACACCGAAGCCAAGGCCCCUCAGACCCUUACCAGUAGCUCCGGGCUCCUUCAAGGCAGAGGCAGACUCUGACUCAGAACAAGGAUUCUCUUUGCCCGACUUGACGGAGCAAUUUUCCCUUCCUGAGACCGCUCCACCCAUGCUGACCAGACUGUUGGAAGCUAUUGAGAGGAAAGGUCUGGAUAACCCCACUCUAUAUCGAACAUUUACUGCUGGUGCUGGACUUGAAGUCAGACAGUAUUUUGAUAGUGAUCCUCCCCCAACAGACCUGGAUCAGCUGGAACUUCCAGUCCUCUGUGAUGGUCUACGUAGGUACCUGCAGGAUCUGCCCCAGCCCAUCAUACCCACUGCAAUACAAGCUCAGAUGGUCCUAACUGCUAAAGAGGUGGUGAACCCUGAGGAAUGUGCCCAGCUGCUACGUCGCAUCGCCGGCACCCCAAGCCUCCCUCCACAAUACUGGCUAACUCUCCAUUGUCUGCUCAGGCAUUUUGCUAGAGUGUGCCAGAACGGCUCCAAGAACUUGCUUAGUGCCAGAUCUCUGGGUGAGAUCUUCAGCCCUGUGUUUUUCAGACAGCAACCCACCAGUUGUGAACCAAGUCUGGAUGCUUUCAUCAAGAUCAUUGAGGUUCUGGUGACCAGUGAGUGGAGUGAAAGCCAAGCUGCUCCAGCUCUACCUCCAAAGCCACCUAAACCCACGUCUGUGAUUAACAACGGUAUGAACAACAACAUGGCUCUGCAGGACGCUGAAUGGUACUGGGGAGACAUCUCCCGGGAGGAGGUCAAUGAAAAACUGCGGGACACUGCAGACGGUACAUUUUUGGUGCGAGACGCCUCUACGAAAAUGCACGGAGACUACACUCUGACUUUGAGGAAAGGAGGAAACAACAAACUUAUUAAGAUAUUUCAUCGGGAUGGGACGUAUGGCUUCUCAGACCCGCUGACCUUCAGCUCUGUUGUUGAGCUCAUCAACCACUAUCGCAAUGAGUCACUGGCUCAGUACAACCCUAAGCUAGACGUCAAGCUGCUGUAUCCCAUCUCCAAACACCAGCAGGAUCAGGUGGUGAAAGAGGACAACAUUGAAGCAGUGGGGAGGAAGCUUUGUGAAUACCACCAGCAAUACCAAGAGAAGAACAAAGAGUACGACCGUCUCUAUGAAGAAUACACCAGAACUUCACAGGAAAUCCAAAUGAAACGCACAGCGAUAGAAGCUUUUAAUGAAACAAUAAAGAUAUUUCAGGAGCAAUGUCAAACACAAGAGCGGUACAGCAAAGAAUAUAUAGAGAAAUUUAGGAGAGAAGGCAACGACAAGGAGAUCCAGAGAAUCAUGGGUAACUAUGAGAAGUUGAAAUCACGGAUUAGUGAAAUUAUAGACAGCAAGCGCAGACUGGAGGAAGAUCUGAAGAAACAGGCAGCAGAUUACAGAGAGAUCGACAAGAGGAUGAACAGUAUCAAGCCCGACCUCAUCCAGCUCCGCAAGACCAGAGACCAGUACCUCGUAUGGCUGACCCAGAAGGGAGUCAGACAGAAAAAACUCAACGAGUGGCUGGAAACCCAGAAAGACAACACAGAGGAUCAGUACUCUAUGGUGGAUGAUGAUGAAGACCUUCCUCAUCAUGAUGAGCGGACCUGGAAUCUGGGGAAAAUCGAACGACAGCAGGCCGAGGCUCUCCUCCAGAACAAGAGAGAUGGAACAUUCCUGGUUCGGGACAGCAGCAAAGCAGGAUGCUAUGCCUGCAGUGUUGUGGUGGAGGGUGAGGUGAAGCACUGCGUCAUCAACAAGACCCCCUCAGGCUAUGGCUUCGCGGAGCCAUAUAACCUGUACAGCUCAUUAAAAGAACUCGUACUUCAUUACCAGCACACGUCUUUGGUCCAGCACAAUGACUCUCUGAAUGUGACGCUAGCAUACCCCCUUUAUGCUCAGCAGAGACGGUGAAGGACCUGGAUGUAUCCAUUUGGGCUCAAACAUUUAAGGACACAGGAGCUGGCGACACGUUGUGAACUUUGAUUUAAAAACAAGAUAAAAAGCAACGCUCCGAUGUCUGCCAUGGACUUGAAAAGACAAAAUAAAGCCUGAGACAUUUCAGUGACUUUGCCUGACCACAAGCCUGAGGCGAGUCUGAAUGUAUCUUUCUUUUUGCUUUUUUUUGUGGGAGCACAGAAUCAAGCGGAAACUGCUGAACUCCCCCAGCGGAGGACAUAUGAGGCCUUUUCCUUAUGGUGCUUGUUCUUUUUUGAAGCUUUACCCGCUGAAUGUUAACUAGCAGCAGACAGACUCUUUAAACAAACUCACCGGCUACAAUUUCUCAUUUUCUUUGUUUGUUUUUACACUUUUUGUUUUUUUCCUUUCACGUCAUCAGUGUGUGUUUCAUGUAUGUGACUGUGAGCGUGACUGUCCAUGUGACCAAAACUCAUCAGGAAACUAUGUGACGUUGGAAAAAUGUAGCAAAAUGGCACUUUUUAAAAACACAUUUUUAAUUUUUCUUUAUGAAAAAAACUAUGGACUUCUAUGAGAAGAGCAGAGAGGAAGUGGCGUCUGUCUGCAUCUUGCUUGCAUCUUCCUGUUGAGCGUCACAGUACAGAAGCAAGCUUGAUCUUGACUGUGGGAAGGUGAAACUAUGAAUGGACUUACUAUUUCAUGUACAUAUGUGAAAUUGUGCAGUCAUAAAUCAAAGUGCACCGUACCAAAAAGGAUCAGUUCUUGGUUAGUUAUCUGAUCUUCUAUGCAAUUCUUUCUCCAUUUUUACUUAAAAAUUGUUUUACUCUGUUGCAACCCACAAUAUAAGCUUGUUUUAUUGCUUGAAAAGUAUCUUUUCCUGUGUAAAUAUCCAAGAGGAUAUUUUGUGUCAAAAUGCCAAGGUAAAAAUGCUUAUGAUUUUUAAAGAUAAUAGAAACAAACACUUUAUUAUAAAUGACUUUAACAGCUGGUAUAAAAAAGAUGGAAAAGAUAAGUAUUUUAUUAGUCUUUUUUUUUUCUUUUCGCUUCAAACUAAUCUUUUUCUCAGGCAGAGCCUUUUGAGCAUUUGAGCUGCUUCUAUCAUGAGAACUUUUACCGACAGAGUUGAGCCAACAUGCAGUUCUUUGUUCGAGCACUCAGAAUGGGAUGAUGGGAUAGGACAACCCAAAUCGCCACCACAAACAGCAGUAUAGAUUUAUUUUGUUACAAAAUAUGUAUGUUCCCAUGUAAAAAUAUAAGAUCAAUAGACAUUUUCCACUUAGUAUUUUUCUGUAUCAGAAAAUCACUGUGUUUACAUGGGUGGAUCGGCUCAUUUCAGAAAGAAAUUUCAUAUUCUGAAGGACGACACGCACCAGUGGAGUCUUUAUUAGACUACAUUUUCCUUCCACAUCUUUAGGUUAGCUUUAACAAAUCUAUUUUAAAUGGUACUCGUGCAAGACCCAAUGGACUAGAUUUAUUUUUUAGUGUCAGAUGGGAAAAAUGUCAUAUUGGAUUACUUGUAUGAACAAAUCUACCAUUUGGGAUAUAUUUUGGAAUCCCCACCCUUAGCAUACACAGAUGGUCAUUACAGACAGUUAAAUCUGCGUGUAAGCAUAACUAACAGAUGAUUGUUUCCUUUGACAUGUAAGAGUAGACUGGGAAUUACCAGCCUAUAUCUUUCGCACAACUACUACUCUCGGAGAAAGCAGCUGCAUAAGUAAAUUCAGUUUUCAGUUUUCAGUUUGUGCAUUUACAUUUCUGAAAGUCAGAACUGCUUAAACUAUGGUACACACAGCUGAUGUCAAGUAUAACAUGUUUUUGAUGUAUUCGACCAAAUCCAAAAUGUAAUUAAACGCACACUAAGAACUCAUUUAUCUGGGUUCUAUUGGAAUUUCUUUUGUUUUUUGGUCAAAUUUGACAUUUUGCUAGAAGUUUAAUUUUAUUUACCUCCCCAACAGCUGCUGGCACAAACCUUUUUUUGUCCCUUGUUUGCUGUUCCCUGUUUUUAAAAUUAUUAGACAACAUGCACCAUAAUCUUUACCCCAGUUCUGGGGUGUAUGGUUUAUUUUAGUUGUCUUAUUUUUUAUUUGAAGCUACUUUCUCUUUGUUGUUGGAUUCCUUCACACGAUGAUUGGAUUGAGAUUUAACAGUGUUCCCCAGUUUGGCUUCAAAUCUGUAUUGGGCUUUGUUAAAAAUAAAAUAAAACACUUCUUUUUAAGAAA
Messenger RNA from Melanotaenia boesemani (Boeseman's rainbowfish), 4930 nucleotides. It is a transcript of the gene pik3r1, whose product is annotated as phosphoinositide-3-kinase, regulatory subunit 1 (alpha). Gene Ontology annotation, biological process: phosphatidylinositol phosphate biosynthetic process; insulin receptor signaling pathway. Gene Ontology annotation, molecular function: protein binding; 1-phosphatidylinositol-3-kinase regulator activity. Gene Ontology annotation, cellular component: phosphatidylinositol 3-kinase complex. The record is from RefSeq and is a predicted model, not a curated record. Bases 522 to 2708 code for a protein of 728 amino acids. The transcript has 15 exons. NCBI's taxonomy places the organism in Eukaryota, Metazoa, Chordata, Actinopteri, Atheriniformes, Melanotaeniidae.